Drepanopeziza brunnea f. sp. 'multigermtubi' MB_m1 is the source of this 885-nucleotide messenger RNA. RefSeq lists its product as uncharacterized. Gene Ontology annotation, cellular component: HAUS complex; cytosol. NCBI's taxonomy places the organism in Eukaryota, Fungi, Ascomycota, Leotiomycetes, Helotiales, Drepanopezizaceae. The record is from RefSeq and is a predicted model, not a curated record. Gene Ontology annotation, biological process: spindle assembly.
AUGGCCCAUCUCUCACCCGGCGCCAUCUUCUCCCCCACAGCAGCUCGGCAACAGCUAGCCGCAGCGAAAGAUUGGAACUACAUCGACAAUUGGCUCUCGAUCAAAUUCAACGGCAAAAGCCCGCCGUCAUUCGAGCGUAACAACGACACACUCAAGGCCCUCCUCGCCCUCGCAACCCUCAACGACACCGCAGACGAAGAGCGCGACCUCCUCGCCCGUAUCGAUGCCAAAGCUCUUCAAGACCUCCAAGCGAAGGAAGAAGCCGAUCCCCAUACCGAACUCCUAGCCUCCCUCGAAGAAUGCCUGACGCGCGAAGGUCAAACCAGUCUGGAAGCACUGUCGACGUUAAGUGUGGCUCUCAACCAGCCGGUUCCUACGACCGAGAGACUGGGAAGGGCUAUGCUUGAUCUGCAGGUUGCAUCCUACGAUUUGGACCAGGCUAGCGAGCGGAUAUCAAUUCUGGAAGCGCAUCUGAUCAGUGAGCUUGAGAGUAUCAAUGUACUGAUCGGGGACUUGCAAGGGGAUGCGUACCAGCCGUCAGCGGAUCUUACGAAGCAGACGAUUGAUUACCAGAGGAGGGCUAAAGCUUUAUCCUCCAAGCUUCCCGAACUGAAGGACCGAGUGGCUUCGUUAUCAGCGGGUACUAGCACGAAGAUUACUAUUCAAGAUGUGAAGAUGGAGGAAGACAAGUUCAAGUCUCUGAUGGAGACUGUGAAGAAUCUAGAGGCGCAAGUGAAGAGCUAUCAUGGUCUACCACAAGACACAGACUUGGCUAGGUUGGAGCUGGAAGGUCUUAGGGUGGAAUUACGAGAUCUUACUUUGCAGCGGGAUAGCAUGUUUGAAAGUCUGGUGGAACGGGAGAGUCCCCAGAAAACGAGACCAUGA